Brassica rapa (field mustard) is the source of this 462-nucleotide messenger RNA. RefSeq names its product probable galacturonosyltransferase 10. Gene Ontology annotation, molecular function: polygalacturonate 4-alpha-galacturonosyltransferase activity. Lineage: Eukaryota; Viridiplantae; Streptophyta; Magnoliopsida; Brassicales; Brassicaceae. The record is from RefSeq and is a predicted model, not a curated record.
AUGAUCAUGAGACUCAAGGCUACUAUUCAGUCUUUGGAAGAGCAGAUGAGUUCUGUUACGGAGAAGAGUGCUAAGUAUGCUCAGAUUGCUGCUGAGGAAGUGCCCAAAAGUCUUUACUGCCUUGGUGGGAAGCUCGCGGAGAGAAUCUAUGUUGUGGCUUCUAAGCUCACCGAUAACAGUCUUUACCAUGUCUAUGUGUUUUCUAAUAACAUUGUUGCUACUUCGGUUGUGGUUAACUCCACUGCUCUCAAAUCCAAGGCCCCUGAGAAAUUCGUCCUUCAUCUUGUCACUAAUGCGAUGAAGUCAUGUAUGUGGAAAUUGCAGGUGACGAGUGUGCAAUCUUCGCUGUUUUUAGAAGCAGCAUUUGCGUCAAAUGAUAUGCAGCAUUUGGCUGCAAUGUUAAGGGUCUUGUCGGAAUUGAUUCCAGGAUUUAAAGAAACUACCGAGUAUUACACAUUCUAA